Messenger RNA from Vigna umbellata (rice bean), 952 nucleotides. Lineage: Eukaryota; Viridiplantae; Streptophyta; Magnoliopsida; Fabales; Fabaceae. The record is from RefSeq and is a predicted model, not a curated record.
ACCCUUCAUCUACUCUGUUUCCGUUCUCUUUCGAUGCGUUUUAGCUCUCACUCAUCAAUUGAAUUAUCUCUUUUUUAAUUCAUCAUCUAACGGUGAUGGAUGUUCACAAUUUCGCUUGAAUUUCGAUAUGUUUCAUAAUUUUUUAUCAUCGUUGAUGCAGGUAGACGGUUUAUUGAAUAUCUUGCCUAAGAGAAUGGGGUGGGGAGAUAUUUACAGAAGACGGAUUAGGGUAUUUACUAUGGCUAUAGUAAUAUACCUAGAUUAUAAGGGUGUACAACAACGUGACAAAUGGACUAGCAAAUCUAGACAAGCUGCAUUGUGGGAGAAGGCUCACGAGCGUAAUGCUAAGCGUGUUCUAAAUUUGAUAAUAGAGAUGGAGGGCUUAUGGGUUAAACUUGGGCAAUAUAUGUCAACUCGCGCAGAUGUGCUUCCUGCUGCUUAUAUACGUCUUUUGAAGCAGUUACAAGACUCUCUUCCUCCUAGACCCUUGGAAGAGGUCUAUGGCAACAUACAGAAAGAGUUGGGGAAAUCAAUGGAUGAGUUAUUUGCUGAUUUUGUGAACGAACCUUUGGCAACAGCAUCAAUAGCACAAGUGCACAGAGCAACUCUGCUCAAUGGACAGGAAGUGGUAGUUAAAGUUCAACAUGAUGGUAUCAAGACAGUUAUACUGGAGGACUUAAAAAAUGCAAAGUCAAUUGUUGAUUGGAUUGCGUGGGCUGAACCACAAUAUAACUUUAACCCUAUGAUUGAUGAAUGGUGCAAAGAAGCUCCUAAGGAACUUGACUUCAAUCAUGAAGCCGAAAACACUAGAACGGUGGCUACAAAUCUUGGCUGCAGAAACCAAUAUGAUGGAAAUAUGAGUGCCAAUAGAGUGGAUGUUUUGAUCCCAGAUGUAAUUCAGGUAUAUUCAAUUUCUUUCUAUGAAAUGUUUUAUUGAAAUAUUCAAAAUGCA